CCACGAUCGCUACAAUUAGUCACAGAAAUUCAUUAGUGAGUCAACCGUGAAUGUUUAGUGUGCAUAAAAAUGGUGUCCGAAUUUAGAAAACAGAAACUUCUACAUCUCUUUAACAUUUUCUUUGACAUCGAUGCAAGUGGAAGCAUCGAAAGGAACGAUUUUGUAUUAGCUGCCGAAAAUAUCUCCAAGUUACGAGGUUGGAAAUCAGGUGAUGUUAAAUAUAAAGAAACAUUGGAGUCUCUGAUCAAAAUAUGGGAAGGUUUACAAAACGCUGCUGAUGCUGAUAAAGAUGGAAAGGUUACUGCCGAGGAAUGGGUGGCAAUGUGGGAGAUUUAUGCCAGAAAUCCUAAUUCCUGUGCGGACUGGCAGCUGGAAUACUGCAAGUUCAUGUUUCAACUGGAAGACGCGGGUGGUGACGGUGCUAUCGAUUGUGAAGAGUUUUCAACAGUCUAUGAAUCAUUCGGUCUUCUAAAAGAAGAUAAUGUAGCCGCUUUUAAUGUGAUGUCGAAAGGUAAACCAAAAGUUACUUGGCAAGAAUUUCAAGAAUUGUGGAUACAAUAUUUCACUUCUGAUAAUCCUAAUGAUCCUGGUAACUUUAUAUUUGGUGCAGCAACGUUUUAAAGAUUUAAGAGUGAAAUUAUUCAUAUGAA
Messenger RNA from Papilio machaon (common yellow swallowtail), 650 nucleotides. RefSeq names its product sarcoplasmic calcium-binding proteins II, V, VI, and VII. The transcript has a single exon. NCBI's taxonomy places the organism in Eukaryota, Metazoa, Arthropoda, Insecta, Lepidoptera, Papilionidae. Gene Ontology annotation, molecular function: calcium ion binding. Bases 70 to 621 code for a protein of 183 amino acids. The record is from RefSeq and is a predicted model, not a curated record.